AUGAAAACCUCAAACCCAUUCCAUUCAAGCCCGCGAAAGAUCUCGACUUUGGCUCUCAAGGUCAGCCGUCCCAAUUUGGCUCGCGCGCUCAAGCUGCCGAUCAAGAAGGACAAGGUUUCGUCGUCGGAGACUUCCGCCGGGGAGGCGAAAGAGAGCGAAGAAGCGAUUGCGUUCGUCGACGAAUUGGUCUCGACUUGGAUGCUGUUGCACGACGACGAUACGUGGUUGAUGCCGUUGGAGAUUCACAAUAUGACUAGAAUGAUUAAAGAUGGCAACUUUGAGAGAUUGUAUUGGGUUGGGUUGAUUUGGUAUAUGGUUGAGAAGGAGUUGUCUGCUACUCCGAAUCUAGAGAGGAAGCUAGAAGUGGAAGUAGAUGAUGAUGCAAUGGAAGAAUCAGAGCAAGGGGAAGAGGUCGAUGAUGAGGAGUCGGUUGAAGAAAUGGAUUUCUACCGUGCACCCCAAGAGCAUGAUGCAUUGGGUAGUUUAGCUUCUAAGAAUCUUCUUGGAUCUAUGGAAUUAGCACAAGCUCACCUCAUUUCAGAUAUGCAGCAGCUUCAUGCUGACCUCUCUUCGGGGGAAUUUCUUGCAGCAUCUAGGAUUGAUAUAGAGCCUAACCCUGGCAAUUCCUUGCAUUAUGGGAAACGGCUUAAAAGACAUGAUGAUGCCGGCGGCCGGCCGCUGGACUUUCUCAGGUGGUCUCUCUACUUGCAAAGGCUCGACGACGGUGCGAUCGUUGCCGCCGGCGGCAUUAGACUUCUGAAUGUUAAUAGAACGAACAUGCGAGCUGCAGGUCCUGUUUUCGAGUUCAUUGGGCCGGGCGAGGCCCACGACUUUGUUAUGUUGGAAGCUGAUAGUUUCUUCACUUAUACCACAUUGUUCGUUUUGGCCGACUUGCUGUUCGUUAUAAUGCUGAAGCGGGAGUGA
Linum tenue is the source of this 924-nucleotide messenger RNA. NCBI's taxonomy places the organism in Eukaryota, Viridiplantae, Streptophyta, Magnoliopsida, Malpighiales, Linaceae. The record is from the annotation of a GenBank genome assembly.